Molecule: messenger RNA, 532 nt
Organism: Mycetomoellerius zeteki
Lineage: Eukaryota; Metazoa; Arthropoda; Insecta; Hymenoptera; Formicidae
Product: leptin receptor overlapping transcript-like 1
Exons: 5
Coding region: 118-471 (117 amino acids)
Biological process (GO): late endosome to vacuole transport via multivesicular body sorting pathway
Cellular component (GO): endosome
Source: RefSeq, a predicted model, not a curated record
CACGCGCAGAUCGCGGUCUACAGAGUGAGAGUUCGAUAAAUAUACACACUUGUCAAAUCGACUCGCAAUGGCCGGGAUUAAAGAUUAGUACUGCUAGCGUUUGCUGGUUCCAUUGGAAUGACAUUUGUCAUUCUUGGCUGUGCAUUACCGAUAUAUAAAGUAUGGUGGCCAUUUUUUGUUGUACUGUUCUAUAUAUUGGCACCUAUUCCAACUAUAAUAGCACGCCGCUACACAGAUGAUUCGGGAAGCAAUAGUAAUCCAUGUUUAGAGUUUGCAAUAUUUAUUACAAUGGGAUUCGUGGUGUCGUCCUUUGCUCUUCCAAUAGUAUUGGCGCGAUCUCCGGCAGACCAGCCAGUAAUAGAAUGGGGCGCUUGCUAUCUGACAUUAGCAGGUAAUAUUGUUGUGUAUUCAACUCUAGUCGGAUUUUUCAUAACCUUCGAUCAAGACGAUACUGAUUACAACAUGUGGUGAAGUACUACUGCAAUGUACUUAUUCAUCAUGAUAAAAAUGUUUUCUAUGAGAUUAGAGGGAA